CCUCGUUUCGAUUGCAGCUAUGGGUCGCCGGCCAGCCCGAUGCUAUCGCUACUGCAAGAACAAGCCCUACCCCAAGUCCCGCUUCUGUCGCGGUGUGCCUGAUCCUAAGAUCAGGAUCUUUGACCUGGGCAGGAAGAAAGCCAGGGUGGAUGAGUUCCCUCUGUGUGGUCACAUGGUCUCUGACGAGUACGAGCAGCUGUCCUCUGAAGCUCUGGAGGCAGCCCGUAUUUGUGCCAACAAGUACAUGGUGAAGACUUGUGGAAAAGAUGGUUUCCACAUCCGGGUCCGUCUGCACCCCUUCCAUGUCAUCCGUAUCAAUAAGAUGUUGUCCUGCGCUGGGGCUGACAGGCUCCAGACGGGGAUGAGGGGUGCUUUCGGUAAACCCCUGGGCACAGUGGCCCGUGUUCGAAUCGGUCAGGUGAUCAUGUCUGUCCGCACCAAGGCCAGUAACAAGGAGCACAUUAUCGAGGCUCUCCGCAGAGCCAAGUUCAAGUUCCCCGGGCGCCAGAAGAUCCACAUGUCUAAGAAAUACGGCUUCACUAAGUUCAAUGCCGUGGACUUCGAUCAAAUGAUGGCUGAAAAGCGUGUGAUUCCUGAUGGCUGUGGGGUGAAGUACAUCCCCUCGACUGGUCCUCUGGCUCGCUGGAAGAAGAUUCACGCCGUCUAGACGCCCCGACUACAGACGUUCUGGAAAAGCACAGUGGCAUCAGAGACAUGAUGGAAGAACAACUAGUCAAUAAAAGUGAAUUGUUGAAUAUAAAACUGA
This is a messenger RNA of Salmo salar (Atlantic salmon), 766 nucleotides long. Lineage: Eukaryota; Metazoa; Chordata; Actinopteri; Salmoniformes; Salmonidae. The record is from RefSeq and is a predicted model, not a curated record.